GCAGGUGGCGGCGCCGUGCUGGGAGUGGAUGCGCCAAGCCGCACCUGGCUUGACGCCGCCACAGACAACCCAAUCUGCCUUGCCUGGUUGCCCUGGUGAAGCGGAGGGUGGUCAAGGUCCUGGUCAGACUGCUCAGGACGGGGCGGCCAGUUUGGUGGGCGCGGAGGGCAGCGGUGGCGGAGCACGCAGCGUCGAGUAUAAGGCCCUGGAAGACGAGUUCGAGAAGUUCAUGCAGGGCCUUAUGUCGGAAAGCGCGUUACUGGAGCCGCCCGGCCUGGAGUUGGACGAGCAUGAGCUGUACGGCGGUACGGAUGACGGGGCGGGAAGUCGUGAUCAGGGUGCGGCGGCUGCUGGUGCUGCAGUAGCUGUCUCGGCAGGGGUUGCCCCUUUUGCAAGAGACGCCGCUGCGGCUGCUACGGCUCCUAGACCUGGCGACAGUCGUAUUGGUACGGCGGCUUCGCAAGCGGCACCCACGGCGGUGCCGCAGGUGGCGGCGGCGCCUCCGCCGCCUCCGCUCCCGGGCUUGCAGCGUCUACUGUCGGAAACCGCCACGUCAGCCCACCUUACUCGUGCCGUACGGUCCGGCGACGCGGAAGCCGUACUGCAAGCGCGCUGCCUCACGACGGCGCUGCUCGUGGCGGGGCCGGGCGCGGCGGCGGAGUGGCUGCUGCUGCGGCCCGCUGCCCUGCACGACCUGCUAGCAGGGCUCUUCCGCUGCUUUGCGUUCGAUCGAAACGCCGCCACCCUCAUCUUGCACCUGCGCGGGGAGGCAGGCGCGUAUGCUCCUGUGGUGGCGGAGGCGGUUGCCCCCGUCGCGCCUGUAGGGCCCGCCAGCGCCACCACGGCGUCGGAGUCGGCGCCGUCAGCAGCGCUUGGGAACGUUGGGAAGUCGGCAGGGACGGCGGCAGCUGCCGCCGCCACCGCCAUGGCCGGCGGUACGGCAGCGGCGGCAGAGCUUCCCCGCAUGCCGCUGGGCCUGCUUUACCUGGCCUCGCAACGCUCGUACGCGGCGGUUGCGGCGGUGGCCAGAACCAUGGGUCGGCUAGCCCGGGCGGCUGACGUCAGCACUGCGACGACGUCAAGCAGCAGCGGCGUCGCGCUGUGGCGGCUGGUGGACGAGCUGGUGUCGGGGCUGCGACUAGCGUCGCGCGGUGGCGGCGACGCUUCGGCUUCGGGGCUGGCGACUGGCGGUAGCUGCGGGGGCCAGGUCCUGGAGGGAUCGGACUCGGAGGGCGAAGGUGCCGGGGAAGCGGGCGCAUCCGUACGGCCAGCGGCGGCGGCGGCGGUAGCGACAAUGGGAGGGCCCAGCUGGCAGUGUGAAGCGGCGGCGGUGGUGGCAAUCAUAGCUGAAGUGGUGAUUGGCGCGUCCAACGCCUGGGCUCCUCCGCUGGAGCCUGAGGCGACCACGCCGUCCCCUUCCGGGCCCCCGCAACCCUCCUCUUUGUCCUCACAGCAACCAUCAACGGCUUCAGCGGUUACGUCGGCCUUCCCUGCAACCGAUUCCGCUUUCGAGUCCCUCCUGUUAACCCUCCUGGACGAGCUCAUGCGGCCCAGGAUCAUCAAGCUCUGCACGCACAACAACGCAAGCAGCACCACCGACGACAUCUCAGCAGCCGCUAGCAGCAGCCACAAUGCUGCGCCAGCCACGUCACCAGCGCCUCUGUCGUACGACGAUGUCGUACAUCCGGAACUGACAGUUGUACGGCAGCGGCCCCUGUCGGCGCAGGCGCUGGGGGAGAACGUGAUGCUGCUGCGGGUGGUGUUGGAGGCGGUGGGGACGGCGGCGCGCGCUGUAGGGCGGCGCUUCACCUCCCCGGGUCGGCUGCUGCGACGGGUGCUGGUGCCGCUGCUGGAACUGCUAGGGGACCCGGCGCCGCCUGUAGCAGCCGCUGCGGAUACGGCGCUGCAAUCA
Messenger RNA from Astrephomene gubernaculifera, 1912 nucleotides. Lineage: Eukaryota; Viridiplantae; Chlorophyta; Chlorophyceae; Chlamydomonadales; Astrephomenaceae. The record is from the annotation of a GenBank genome assembly.